AUGGGAGGCGGUUUCAGUCACUUUUUGGUGUAUGCUUCCUCUGCACUAGCGGAGCAGAGCACCCCUGCGUUCCUACAGAUAGAUGACCGACGUGCCAUCGCCUCAUCAGUGAGCUUUGACGAUUUCGAUUUAGAUCUUGGCGAACUGGGAGGGACGUUGAGCUGGGUCCCUGCUUUCGACGUACACUUGAUCACCAUGUUCAAUGUCUACUUAGCCACAGAUGCCUUCGGCGCAGACAGGGAGAUGAAGCUGUCCAGCAGCAGCAGCAGUGUUGCCAUUGUGCCUGACACUCCGCUGCGGAGCUUCACUCAUUUGCUGAUCUACGCAGCUUCCUCCCUGGUCGAGCAGUCUACCCCGGGCGCGUUGCUCUUGGCAGACACAAGUGCCACAGCAGAGAAUUUGUCGCUGCCGGACUUUGACCUUGAUGAGAAGGAUUUGGGCGGUACAUUAGCGUGGGACGAGCCCUUGGACACUACAAAGGCUAUGGGGGGCCUUGUGGUCAGCACCCACGUGGCCAUCUAUACGCUGUCGACCCUGGUGGAGCAGACGACCCCUGCCAUGUUGGAGAUUGUCAAUGCCAUUGCUUCGGUUUCUGGGACCAGCUUCGUGGACAAGGUGGACAACGUGAGUUUCCCUGAUGAAGACUUGGACCGUGGGGAUUUAGGUGGCAUCUUGGAGUGGUCGCCUCCACUAGAUAUCUCUCAGGCCAAAGCCACACGGAGUGACAGAACCGUUUGUGUAGCUGCGUAG
Messenger RNA from Durusdinium trenchii, 750 nucleotides. The record is from the annotation of a GenBank genome assembly. Lineage: Eukaryota; Dinophyceae; Suessiales; Symbiodiniaceae.